ACAAUAUUUUGUUUCAUAAAUCUAUCGUUAAAUGUGUUAAUCAUUUACUUAUUAAUUGUGAUAUAAAUAUAACACUAAUUUUGUUGUUAACUACUCUUGGGAUCAAUUGAUUUGUUUAUUGUCCUCAUUAUAAGCCGUAUAUUAUCUGUUAAUCUGAACGCAAAUAGCAAUUAAUUAUGAGAAAUAUGUUUAAAAGGCAUUUGUCUUCAAUUGAAACUAUAUUUUGAUUCACUUUUUAUGACAAAUAUAUUAAGUCUUUAAAUAAUAGACAAAUAUUUGAUCCCAAAAAAGAUGUCUAACUUUCCGAUAAUACGGACGACUCCUCCGCCGAUGGAUAUCAUCGACAGUGAAGAAGAAGAGCCAGAUUUUGGUGCUUUUAAUGGCGUUACCACCGAAGAGGAAGAAGAAGAUAUUGAUUUUAUUGUUCCCGUUAUUAAGCAAAACAAUGGCAAACAUUUAGUUAACAAUAAUAAUAAUGCAAUUAAUGCUAACAAUAAGAAGCCAUCCGUUGAUGACAAUGAGUGCAAUCAUAUGACCGCCGAUGAAGACAAUAGUAUUACAAUUGAGUCCAACACUUGUGAUGAUAAUAGUAUUAAAUCGACUGAACAGGACAUCAAUGAUCUAAAUAGUGAAGAAUAUAAUCACAAUACCAGUGAACAUGAUAUGAAAGAACUUGAAUUAGAAUCGCUUCCAGAUAUUGAUUCAAAUGAACACAAUUUAGAUAAACAUUUAGAAGAAAGUGAAGACAAUAAAGAAGUGACUGAAGAGGACAAAGAAGUUGUUGAAGAACUGAAUGUCACUGAAAUUGGUGUCACUGACGAUGACUUAGAGUUUGCAGACUUUGCAUCGUUUCAAUUCACAGAAUGUGAAUCCAAUUGCAAUCAAAUCAACGAUUCCAUAGCAGAAGGAGAAGACGAUAACAAUUCAUUCAGUUUUUAUAAAUCCAAAUCAUUUUCUGAGAUGUCUUUCACGGAUUGUGUCACAAAUGUUGACAACAAUUUCAAUGCAAUCAAAAGUCCACAAACGGGUGAAAACGAAAGUGAUAUUAAAGACACUGAAAGUGAUGACGAUUUCGCUGACUUCGCGUCCGCACAACCAGUUCUUAACACUAAUUUAGAAUCAGUUCCCGAUUUGAAGACAAAUACUUCUGAUUCGACACCAAUUGUUGAAAGUGAUGGAGAAUUUGCCGACUUUUCGUCGUUUCAAACAAAUAACACAAUUAAUGGAUUCACAGAACACGUGAAUCUCGAUGUGAUUCCACAAUCGGUUCCCAAUUCCGAUGAAUUGACUCAACUUUUUGCUCAAAUCUUCCCGAAAGAAGAGACCAUAAGUAGUGAUGAAAACACUCAAAACAUAUCCAGAGAUCUAUUCAAUACUUGUGAUGAAAAUAGUAAUAACCUGUGGAAGAGUUUACAAGACUUGGAGAGCGCGCCUUCACUUAAGCUUCGUUGGCCUAAUUCGCACUCAUUUCAACUCCUAUUGACUUCUCUUAAUAUCGAUCCCCGAAAUAUUUUACGCAACUCAUCAGUGCCUGUGUUUGCUUCAGGACUGGGACUGGUUUUAGAGCCAACCAAACAUCUAUUCAAUAAUAACGAUAUAACCGAUGAAAACGAAACUAUAAGCGAAUCGUCGACCACUUCAUCUAUACCUCCCGUGCAAUUCGAUUGGGUCUCCAGUGGUCUGACCAACCCUUUAGAUGUCAAUCAAAAAUCGACGGCAGCUUUCGAUUUAGACUUCUUUGUCACUAACGAUGACGUGAAGAAUACCAAAAAACAGACCAACUUUUCUGAUAUCGACGAUUUCCUAAACGAUAAAAAUGGCAAUCAUUACGAAAACGUUGCGAAAAUAUCGGACUCUAACAAAACAAAUCUAAUGCAACAGAUAUUGUCUUCAGUGAGCAAUACAUCUUCGGUAACGAAUCUAAACACUGACUCGAAUCAGACACUGAGUGCGGAAGCGAUUCAAGUUUUGGACGAAUUGCCGAAUCUAUCGUUUAUGAGAGCAAAAGUAUUAAUGUUUCCCAUCUCUAGCAUUAAAUCUCAGGCAAACUCUUAAUUGGUUUCUCUAUACAGUAUAUUAAACACAAAACAUUCCCAAAACUAGUC
Molecule: messenger RNA, 2105 nt
Organism: Medioppia subpectinata
Lineage: Eukaryota; Metazoa; Arthropoda; Arachnida; Sarcoptiformes; Oppiidae
Source: the annotation of a GenBank genome assembly